UAUCAACCUCCCUGGACCUGUAACCUGACACUGUCCGGCCUCGAAGAUAAGCGAAGAUUUUUCGGGCCGUUCUUCUAUUUUUCCCCUACGGGUCCAAUUCUCACAUUUUCUUCUUCGGAAUCAGAAGAAAAACCGCGACAAUGUCAUUGACUACUUCGUCAAACGGGAACGGCCUCCUCCUCUACCUGCACAAGUACUCGUUUUACGCCCAGAAGGUCACACUCGCCCUCCAUGAGAAGAAGCUUCCCUUCAAGAGUGUGGUCAUCGAUAUAACAAAGGGCGAACAGUAUGACCCCGAGUUUCUCAAGAUCAACCCACGUGGUGAGGUCCCAGCGUUGAGGGAUGGAGUCAAAGUCAUCCCGGAUUCGGCCAGAAUCAUAGAUUACCUUGAGGACAACUUCACAAACAAUGAACAUCCGAGGUUAACGCCAGUGGACAGUGCCGAAAGGCAGAAGAUGAAGCAGAUGCGCGAGUUGAUCGACCGGAUCCCGGCUAAUUCGGUGACGAUGGGAUCGUUCUACCACACGGAGGACGUGUGCGGUCCCAAGCUGCCGUUCAUUAGGCCUAUCCGGUUGUUCAUGAAAGCCGGGUUUGAAAAGACUUCAACGAAGCUGCGCAAGCUCGCCGAGGCCCAGCCUGAAUACAGGGACGUACUUCUGCAGAAGGCGCAGGAGCACGAUUUGACCUAUGCGACGGUGACGAACAAGGAGAAAUUCAAGGACCUACUCUCGACAGUCGACGACACCCUCGACAAAGUUGAAGAACAGUUGGAAUCACAAAAAGACAAACAAGGAUGGCUGAUCAACAAGGAUUUCACAGUGGCUGACGUCGCUCUCACAACACUCCUAUACAGGCUCGAUGUAAUCGGGAUGUCUCACCGGUUUUUCCAUGACAGGCCGCAAGUGUCUGCAUACCUGGGACGUGUUGCGAACCGAGAUUCGUACAAGGCGACGUUCCCGGGCCUCUUUUACCACUUCAAGGCUCUUUUAGGCUUCAAGGUACUCGGAGCUUCGAUUGCGUUUUGCGCUGGUCUAUUAAUCGCCGGAUAUUAUGUCUGGCGCAGGAAGAACUGACGCCCCUCCGUCCCCCCUGUGAAACCGAUCUCUUUUGUAAAUAAUUUGUAGAUGAUCCCUUAUGAAUUAUGAUGUUUAAAUAACAAUUUCCAUUUUUUAUGGAAGAUGUAAAUGUUUAUUUUUUGUUUUAGUAGUUUAUUUUGUAGUUUUAAUUCAGCUUUUUUUUUUCUGCCCCUCGGAUGAUAUAUAUUCGUGUACAAACUCAGGGAUAUAUUUUCAAGCAUUUUAUUGCGUAAUAAGUCUUCCAUCGUAAUGACUGAAUAUGUGAUCUUUUUAUUUUUGUAAAAAUUGUGCUUGAAAAUGAGGUUUCCUUUUAAAAAAAUUUCA
Molecule: messenger RNA, 1400 nt
Organism: Cimex lectularius (bed bug)
Lineage: Eukaryota; Metazoa; Arthropoda; Insecta; Hemiptera; Cimicidae
Gene: Gdap1
Product: ganglioside-induced differentiation-associated protein 1
Exons: 5
Coding region: 141-1073 (310 amino acids)
Biological process (GO): mitochondrial fusion; mitochondrial fission
Cellular component (GO): mitochondrial outer membrane
Source: RefSeq, a predicted model, not a curated record